This is a messenger RNA of Polyodon spathula (Mississippi paddlefish), 2663 nucleotides long. It is a transcript of the gene tmprss2, whose product is annotated as transmembrane serine protease 2. Gene Ontology annotation, molecular function: protein binding; serine-type endopeptidase activity. The record is from RefSeq and is a predicted model, not a curated record. The transcript is spliced from 16 exons. The coding region runs from base 491 to 2011 and encodes 506 amino acids. Lineage: Eukaryota; Metazoa; Chordata; Actinopteri; Acipenseriformes; Polyodontidae. Gene Ontology annotation, biological process: proteolysis. Gene Ontology annotation, cellular component: membrane.
CUAUAUAUAUUUUUUUCCCUCUAACGAAACCCAUCGAAAUAAUCUAAUUCUCACCAGGGGCUGUGAACAGAAAGUCUAACGGAAGCAGUCAAGUGCUUGUGUCACCUGUAACAGCUCUGUAGCUUCAGCUUCUCUUUGUUUCAGCAGUAUUUGAUUAGGAAACCUAAAGUUAACCUCACUCGAUGAUAAACAAGGUGUGGUCUUAGUUUACGUUUAAGCCGUGACUGGAGUUGUGUAGUACGGAUCGCCAUUCAAAACAGUACCGGUAAAGCUGAAGUAAGGAUAUGGACUUGUACACUUAACAACAGAACACAACACAGGCAGACAGGCCCCUUGAUUGACUUUGUCGCGGACCACCCUGCUGAACUGGCAUCGUCGGAUCAGUUCCUCCUUUCAGAGAUCAAUGGAUUCCUUCUCACCUUGAGAGGCGAGACCAGCGGCCAAAUAAAGAAUUACCAACACAGAAGAGCUACAUUUAAUCAGCACAAGUAUGGCUGCAGAUCCAAAUUCAGGGCCAUAUUAUAUAAACUAUGGAUUCCAACAGGGACGGGACCGGCCCUCUCCAUACAGUGUAGCUGUAGCUCCUCCCCCGCAGUGUCUGCCUCCGCACCGCCCCUCAGCUGUGCCACACUACAGCCCUUCAGCUCCAACAUACACUCCCACUCCUCAACAAUACCAGCAGGACAGGCCUGCCUCUUCAGGCAGGAGGACAGCCUGUGUUGCUCUCAGUGUUGUUGGUGUGCUGUUCAUUUUGGGAGUGACAGGGUUUCUCAUCUGGUAUUUUGGGUUUGUAAAACGUUUAGCUGUUUUUGAUUCAACUCUCUGGCCCUCACUGUCAUCCUCACCCACCCCAGAAACAGUAGGUUCUAGCUGCGUGUUUGGUGUGCCCUGUGGGUCUUCAGGAAGCUGUGUGAGCUCAUCAAAGUGGUGCGAUGGUACACCAGACUGUCCACUUGGGGAAGAUGAGGAAAAGUGCCUCCGGCUCUAUGGAUCCAACUUCCUUCUGCAGGCCUAUUCCCCCACGAGCCAGUCCUGGAAGCCAGUGUGCACGGAUUACUGGAGCGAUAGCUAUGGCAAAAUCUCCUGCGAACAGAUAGGAUACAGCAGAGACACAUACUUACAGUUUGGAAAAACCAGUCAAAUCUCUGGUGGAUCCAAUGGGUUUAUGAAGCUGGACUCUAGUUUCAGUAACACAGGAGGAAAGCUCCAGAACAGGCUGACAAGCAGCAGUUCCUGUUCAACUGGAUCAGUCGUCACACUGCGCUGCAUAGGCUGUGGUGUUAAAUCUAAUCCCUCGACUCGGAUUAUUGGAGGGACAGUGGCCCGGGCAGGGGAAUGGCCAUGGCAAGUCAGUCUCCAGAUUAACAAGCAGCAUAUAUGUGGCGGCACCAUCAUCACCCCCUACUGGAUAGUGACAGCAGCACACUGUGUCGAAACGUAUUCUCGUCCUUCUUAUUGGACAGUUGUUGCUGGUUUGCUUAAGUUGACAGAAAUGCAGGCCGUCCCAGGAUCCUCUGUGUCCCUUAUUAUUGCAAACAAGAAUUACAAGAGCCAAACAAAGGACAAUGACAUUGCACUCAUGAAACUGACCAGGCCUCUUGCAUUUUCAGAUACUGUAAAACCAGUCUGUUUGCCAAAUGUGGGUCUGCAGGCAGCUCCUUCAAGUCAAUACUGGAUCUCAGGAUGGGGAGCUUCGAGAGAAGGAGGAGCCGCUAAUGAGGAUCUGCUGAUGGCCCGGGUCAGUGUUAUUGACCAGGACACCUGUAACAGUGCCCAAGUGUACAAUGGGUUGAUAACGAAGACGAUGAUCUGCGCUGGGGUUCUGCAAGGUGGAGUGGAUUCCUGCCAGGGUGACAGUGGCGGGCCAUUAGUUACCCAGGAGAACUCACUGUGGUGGUUGGUGGGAGACACAAGCUGGGGUUAUGGGUGUGCCCAGCGAAACAAACCCGGAGUGUACGGCAAUGUGACAUAUUUCCUGGACUGGAUUUAUCACCAGAUGCAGACCAACUGAUGAAGAAUAUUUAUAUGGCAUGGAUGGUAAUUCAGAGGGAAUAAGUGCAAUUGAAGACACUAGUUUUAAUAACAUUGUGAGCCUUAUUUUAACCCAAAAGAAAACAACAUAUAACUAUAUAUUUAUACUGGGAUCCAGAUUGCAAUAGACUGUAUUUUCUUUUUAAUCACGAUUUGCUUUGUAAAGUAUUGCUGAUGCACUGCCCGAUACAGCCACUGCGUUGCUGGGCCAGCUGAUUACAUGUGCACUCAUGAUCAAGACUCUUGUGAAGUCACUGAGAUCCUUCUGCUUUCCUGUUGUUGCUGAAUAGUUGCACACACAUCUCACACAGCUGCUGUCACCUGACACAUGUUCAGUUUACUUACAUGCGCCAGUUUUUCUGACUGUAUGUACUUUCUACUUUUGUUUGGGGGUACAUAAAUGUUUACUAUUGUUUAGUAAAAGGGGGUCUUACAAAAAUGUUUGUCCUUGUGAGUGCAAGUCACAUGUCAAAUUGAAUCAUGUGACUAUCCAUUUUUUAAACUGUACUGUAUAUGUAUUCAAAUGUGAAUGUAUUUAAGUACAAAUCUGUAUGACUAAAUGUGGAUGAUUCUGUAUUGUUUUCGUAUGAUUUGUUUGUUUGUAAACAUGCAUUAUAUUAGUACACUUUUAA